UGUUCGAGCACUGACGGUGAGCAGUCAUCCCGUGUCGUGAUCUCCGUCAGUCACCACUUUUGUCUCAGUCGCCUCCGUCGUUCCGUCGUCGUUGUCGUGGUGGUCACUCGCUGUCGUUCGGUCGGUCGGUCGGUCGGAAAAAAAAAUUCCCUUUUCGAUACAAUUGCUGAUCAAAGCCAGGCCCAAUUAGUGGAGUGUCCACAGUGUUCCAGAGCUUCAGAGGCUCCGUGUCGCAAAACUUGAUUAGCAGAUGAUUAAGCGGAUCGGUCGGUCGGUUUCGUCACAAUUACAGUCCGUCUCGUCGGUUCGAAUCCGAUUCGAUUAUACGGACGUGUAAUCUUUGGUGGUGUUGGUGCCAGCUUCAGCGUGUCGUUUUUUUUUUUGCUUCCUGGUGGAUACCGGACUUCGGGGACACACAACACAGCGCACCGAGGGAAUGCUGGCUGUCUGUCUAAGAAAAGAACAUACUUUGUCAGGUGGAUUUUUACCACGCUGAGUUCCCGAGUUUCGCGAUCGCCAGUAGAAUCGCGUUGUGAAAAAAAAACAAGAAAGAAAAAAAUCAAGUGAAUCAAAGAAACCAAUUCAAGUGGGAUGUGAGUUGAUCAAGUGGUUUGGCGGAGAAAAGUUGGUGUUCCAAAAAGGAAAAUUCGCCAGCUCUUCUUGAGUGUAAGUGGUUCCCGAGCGGUUGAAACCGAGCGAGGUAAAAGUGGUCAGUUUCGACACUGCGGAGAGCUAGGAAGGAUGCAAUUGCACCCACGAAAAAGUGUGCUCCCGAGUUGUGUGAGCAUGCCAACAAACGGGAAAGUGUGUUAGCGUCGUUUGGAUGAAGAUAACGACGAAUUGAAGCAAAAAAAAAAAUUUCUGUUAAAGUGUAGCUCUGCCAAACACCGCAAGACGCAAGGCGAGGAAAGAUACACGAGCAAGAAGAAAAAAAAAACGUCUACCGAGAACACACGAAAACAACCAGUGUGUGUAAGUUUUUAUUUAGCAAGAGACGCUGAGCAAGAGGGAACGAAAAUGUGUCAAGACCUAACGCGUUUUGCUGAACCGUCGGGAAAAGUGGCAUGAAAAGUGAAGAAAAAUGUUUGGAUUAUAUAACUAAAAUAGAAUCCAUCAGCGUUGUCAUUUGCGCGUAGACUGUCUUUCUCGCGGCGGCAAAAUCGGUUUGGUUUUCAAUAUUUUUUCUUCAUCUUCAUUUUCGUCAUAUCGGUGUUGGUGUUCGCGUAAGUGGCAAUCGUAGCAAGCCGAGCAAGCAAGCAACCGGUUGCUUGGUUACUACUACCAAACAGCGCGUCAGCUGGCAGCACGGCCUGCUGAGAAUGUUCGGAGAUUAAGCUGUAUUUUCACAUUUCCGUCGCCUCGUCAACAUUCCGAAGACUCGAGAAAUUCGAAACAUUAAUCGAUAGGACACCCAAUUAGCAAGGAAUUGUCAUCUCCGCUGUCGUCACCCAGCCUGCUGUGAUUGGAAGGUCGGUCGGUUAACGGCCACCGGAGCAGUACGACGACGUACAUUCCCGGGCAGGACAAGGUGUUGAAAUCAGGACAAAUUUCAAUCUAAUCGUACCACCGGGUCCCCGAAACCGAAUGCCGUCGCCGAGCCCGGGUGGAAAUAAGCGAACCAGAAAGAAACAGUUUCGGAUGUGAAGGAAAAACCGGUGCGGGGGGUAGUGAGUGGUGUGAAAAGCAAAGGCAGGCUCCACCCGCUAGCUACUGUACUGUGUGAGUGUGUGUGUCGAACAGAUCGAGCCGGAGUUUAGAAACGAAAGAAGAAAAGGAAGUGGGAGGAGAGAAAAAAAAGAAUACGAAAGCCAUACAUAAACACGACGACAGAGAUUAGAAACGGGGAGAUAAGGUGGCCAAUAGCGGCGGUGGGGACAAUCCGAGGUGAGCCGGCCGAGAGACAUGAGUCUCCGAGGAUUUAUAGCGGUGCUUUUAGUCGGAAUCAACGUGCUCGUAGCUGGAGCGUCCCUGCUGUUCGGACUGCUGGUCACAAUUCCUCGGCCUGUGGUGGGUGAGACAACUGGUAACAGCACUGGCCUUGGCGCAAAUCAGCAGCCAACACUGGAACCACCGCAGCUAGGUCUGCUGCAAUCGGCUCCCACCGCAGUAACGGAACCCACACCGAACGUGGCGGCCGAUGUCAUCAACAUCGAACAGGAUGGCCAAAUCAGUUUCAUUCCGCGAAAAGACAUUCGUCUCCAGCGGGCAGUCCCGCCGGAGUACGCUGGACCGUCGGCGAUGCCCCAUUGCGAACCGUUUACGAUGGGCAAUCCCGAUCUGAAGUUGCUCUACAGCCCCGGGCACCCGGGCAACUAUCCGAACAACAGUGACUGUGUCGUGGUCCUGGAGGCACAGGUCGGAUCACUGGUUCGGCUUGAUUUCCGAGACCAUUUCCACAUCGAACCGUCGGACGACUGUAAAUAUGACUAUCUGGAGGUUCGCGACGGCGCCCACGGUUUCUCGACACUGCUGGGCAAAUACUGCGGUUCCAACUAUCCGCCGAUGAUCACCUCCAAGGAUCGCUUCCUCUGGCUGCACUUCCACUCGGACGAGAACAUCGAGUACAGCGGUUUCGUCGUCAUCUACGACUUCGUGCCAAGGCCAACGUCAUCCGUCUACGACGACGAGGGUUGUCGCAUCGAGGUAUCCGGCAUGGAAGGCUUCGUGAACCGGACGGACGUACCCCGGGAAAAGCAGCAGACCGUCGUCGAACACGGGUUAUCCCUGGACUGCAUGUGGGUGGUCACAGUUUCCGACGGUUGGAAGAUUCAGCUAUCCUUUCUCAUGUUCAAGCUGGAAAGGCCCAACGACUGCGAAAGUAAUUUCGUCGACGUGUUCACCGAGCGGACCGACCUGCCGUCCAGACUGAAAAAUUUCUGCGGCUCAAUCGCGGACUCGGUUGUGUCCAAGUCGAACGUGCUGCACAUUCGCUUUUUCGCCGAGGCAGCCGCCAUCAAUUCCACCUUCUCGAUACUGUUCACCGCGUUCCGGGAGAAGCCUCCGACCGAAAAUUGCGAUGACGAUGAGUACGACUGUGAAGAUGCAACCUGUAUUUCGGCCGAUCUGCGAUGUAAUGGACGGAUCAACUGUCGCUUUCGGUGGGAUGAGGACGAGUGUCAGAAAACCAAUCAAUCGCAGUCCGAGCACGUGACAAUCAUAAUGGUGGUGUUCGGUAUCAUCUUCGGCAGUAUGGUGAUCGCGUUCGUGAUCAAGAUUGUCCGGAAGGUUAUACGAGACCACAAGAUCAUCCGAGAGCAUAUCCGACAGUCGCGGGAGAGCAAACUGAACGAACUGGGACGACAUUCGACGAAGAAACCGGUCGAUUUGGAUAUCACCAAAUUUCCGCCGCCGGUAUUCGACAAGGAACCGAUCAACGUGCUGGAGAACACGUCCAACAGUUACUAUCGGGAGGUUCUGUCACCGUCGAUAGUGGGCAGUGGAGGGAGUGGUGGUAGCGGCGGAGGAAGUGGUCGCAUGCCCGUAGGCGGCCCAAGUGUCGGUAGUCAUAUGUUUAGCAGUAGUAGUAGGAUAGAUUUAAAAAACGAUACGGGCCGCAAUCAGGAGAUCCAGGACAUUCUGAGAAGCAGCUAUCACGAGGAUCCGCUGCGAGCUACCAUGGGCCUGAGGGAUGCGGGAAUGUGCGACAUGGCUUGUCAGACAAGAGAAUCACUCUUCCAGCCGGUGUUCAAAAAUAAGGUAACUCAAUCGCCGAAUCCGAACAGCAUACGAUUUUCAACGUUCGGCUAUGAAACGGGAGUGCCGAUACAGGGACAGUCACCGCCGACGCAGCUACCGUCGGUGACACCGCCACCACCAAAGGUGAAACAUCAUCACCAUCAUCAUCAUCACCAUCACGGUGGAGGUGGUGGCGAAAUGGGUCGUACCCUGGAGCGCAACAAGGGUAACAAAUUCGAAAUGCAGGAUCUCAGCGGAACCGGAUUGGGAGUAUCGACCGGUGUCGGUACCGGCGACGACGAACCGGAACGGGAUCUCACCGGUCACCAUUCACACCAUCACCAUCAUCAUCACCAUGGUCACGGUCAACCGCAGGGACAACAGCAGAAAGUUGUUCUGGAACGGGAUCUGGAUCCGACCUCGGUGUCGAGUUGCAUUCGUAAAUCGGCACCGGAUGUCAUUAUCAUGACGUCAUCACAUUGACCCUCCGCCUCGUCUUGGUCUGUCGAAUCCGAAUCCGCCUGCUCGGCUGGGAAACCGUCGAAAGGGAAACGAUGGGGCCUGUGGUUUGGGAAGUGAUAGAUUUCGGCUUGAUAUUUGGGUACCGCCGCCGCCGCCGCCGCCGAAACUCCGGUGUACGAACACGGACAGAGGUUUCGGUUCGGAAAAGUUUUUGUUUUAUAGUAGUGUUGUUUUAGGAUAGGACACUAGACUAGAGCACCGAGUAUCCGCAGUAGGAUUAGGUUAUAUUUGACCAAUUUAGUACCAUCGACAAGCCCUCACCCCCCAUGACUUUCGACCUCAUCGAAUUGGGGUUCAGUGGGGCCGAUGUAGUGACGGCAGGAGAGAACAAAAAAAAAAAAGGUGGCGAGAACCGAACCAUCUUGUAAAUAGGGACAUUUGUAGCGUUAAACUUGAUUUGUUGCCUGUUGGGCCAUUCUCGGUUUGGAAGAUUUGUCGCAUUGCGUCACGAACUGAAAUGAGGAUUUCAUGUAGCUCAAAAUAGUCUGAAUUAUCAAGAUUAGUUUUAUUUAUUGGUUUUGAAUUGAGAGAUUUUAUGUAGCAGUCUGGAACGAUUUUGAAACUAGUUUCAAAUAGGUUUCGAAUAUGUGAUCGAAAUUCGUAUUUGUUGAUAUUUUGCAACAGCUGCCUCAAUCGAAUUCGCUCGCUUCGAUUGCAAUACCGUAUUUAAUUCACCCAACCACUCACAGAAGCAAAGAAAAAAAAAACAAACAAACAAACGUUAGAUAAUCGAUAAGCAGUUUGAUUGAUCCUCUGGGCACCGUAACAAUAUUAAUUAGUGUAACAAAAAGCCAACGAUUGAAUUAAAAUUUUGAUCUCUCUCUCUCUUUUGAACAUGCGGUAGUUAAAAAUCUCUAAACGGCAAAGUAUAAUUAAUUUACCGGCUUUUGAAUUCGAACAUUGGGCUCUGAUGUCGAAUCAAAAAAAAAAUCGAAGCCUACUGGGAUAUCAAACCGACCGGUGAUGCUACACGGAACCGAAACGGUAACAAAUUUGCAUACUGCCUUUUGAGAUACUUAACCAAUAAUCGGCCGCAGUUAUGUUUGAUUGUUUUAUUUUGAUACUGUGGUGUUACCGUUCCCUUCCUUCACCCACCUACCGAAUAUUAAUAGCGUUAAUUUGUAAAUAAUUAUUGGCUCACGUCCUUUCACCGAUGGGAUCCGACUAGCGCUAGGUUAGACGUCGUUCGUUCUAGUGAGAUUGUAGUUGAAUUUGUUCAUGUUAUCGACGGGAGAGAAAGAAGGAGCACAAUUUGGAGAAAACUUGCAUUUGUUUUUUGUUUUGUUUUCGUUAUUGUCUUGUUCCAUUUCGAAAACAUAACCUUGAAUAGUAAAACAAGCCAACGGAAGUAUCGUGUUUGUGUACAAAAUUCUACCAAUCUAGCUAGUUAUGUUCUGUUAGUGUGAGAAAUAUUCUUGUUACCUGCUCACACGGAAAAGUUUAGUUGCAUCUAAAUCAAAAAUUUGACAAAAGGGAAUAUUUGUAAAUCGGGGACCAAAGCCCAGUGAAAGUAAACGAAAAAACUAGUAAGCAAACAAAAAAAACCGGUCCCUUCCGCCCAGUGGCAAUCCGGGCGCUAGGAUGCAUAAUGUAAAUGCAAAAAUUAAUAUGUUGGUUAGGAGAGAAAAAAAAGUGAACAAAAUCUUGUAGCCAAAUCACAAAGUUAAAACAUAGUUAAAAAGACAAUUCGAACAACAUGUGCGAAAAACAAGUGGACAACCCCAAGAGCAAAACCAUGACAUUUGUAUAGAUUUUAAACAGUGCAUAAAAAUCAAACCAACAGAAAAAAGGCAAUCCACUAAUCGUAACGAAUUCGUUGAAGUUUAUAGACAUAAAAUGGAUGAUGACGGUAAAGCUAAUUAAAAACACAAUAGAAAGAACAUGUACAUUUUUACUGGUAAAUAUUUAAUAAUAAAACAGAUUGCGAAA
Messenger RNA from Malaya genurostris, 6126 nucleotides. RefSeq lists its product as uncharacterized. Bases 1903 to 4158 code for a protein of 751 amino acids. NCBI's taxonomy places the organism in Eukaryota, Metazoa, Arthropoda, Insecta, Diptera, Culicidae. The transcript is spliced from 12 exons. The record is from RefSeq and is a predicted model, not a curated record. Gene Ontology annotation, molecular function: protein binding.